Messenger RNA from Staurois parvus, 345 nucleotides. The record is from the annotation of a GenBank genome assembly. Lineage: Eukaryota; Metazoa; Chordata; Amphibia; Anura; Ranidae.
CUAAAACAUAAUACAGUGCAAACAAACCAAACCAACCACCCACAGAUAACAGUACAUACAAGCAAGCGUCGUCAGGCAGGCCGGGUCAAUAUCAAUAGGGCAGGUAGGUACAGGGGGAGCAAGCGGAGAUGGGUCGGGGUCACAGGCCAGGUUCAGCAGGUAGCAAGCAGCGUGGUACAGAGGGUCAGGCAGAGGGAUGGUCAGGAGCGAGCCGGGAUCAGAGCAGGUGAAGUCAGCAGCGGUUCAGAUCAGGCAGGGUCAGCAAAGGAACAGAAACAGGAUGCAGGACAGAUACAGGGCCCAGGACAAACACAACACCAGGGCAGAGUCUGCAAGUCUGGCCAU